This is a messenger RNA of Menidia menidia (Atlantic silverside), 756 nucleotides long. The record is from the annotation of a GenBank genome assembly. NCBI's taxonomy places the organism in Eukaryota, Metazoa, Chordata, Actinopteri, Atheriniformes, Atherinopsidae.
AUGGAUGGACAAAUCCAACCAAAAGGCAUUUUAAGGCCCAGAAGCGUAAGCUGCCCCCGCUGGACGGCGAGCCUCCGGCCCCCGCCCCCGCCCCUGGCGCCCCCCCCCCCCGCCCAUGGCGUCGGCGUGUGGGAGUCCCAGCAUCAGUUCCUGUUCUCCGUGUCUCUGCACAAGUACGAGCGCAGCCGGGCGCUGGCGGAGCCCAGCCUGCGCCGCUGCGUGCUGCUGGCCAACACGCUGCGGCAGGCCAGCCUGGAGGCCGCCGCCCCCCCGCCGGGGCCCCCCGCAGCCGUCGCCAUGGCAACCGAGGAGGAGGAGGACUGGGGCGCCGCGGAGUCCUCGGACUUCUCCCUCUCAGCCGCCAUCUCCUCCAUCCUGACGGCGCUGGACGUGGCGCUGGACGCCCCCCCGCCGCCACGGACGCCGCUCCGGGCCGUGGAGAACCUGCAGGGGGAGGGGGGAAGGCCCGGGGGGGGGGCCUCCGCGGAGGACCUGGUCCAGGACAUAGACAUGGCCCUGCUGGAGAGGGACGGGGGGGCGCUCGGGCUCCGGGGCGGCGUGGCGACGGCGGCGGCGGGCGGAGACGAGCUGCUCCGCUUCCUGCCCCCCCUCUGCCCCCCCCCGCUGAAGUGUCUGCCCUCCUUCUCCUCCUUCAGCCCCCGGGCCUCUUCAUCCUCCUCCUCCUCCUCGGCCCAGAGCCAGGGGAGGGACGGCUUCGACCUGGACCACCUGAUGGAGAUCCUGGUGGAGUCCUGA